Messenger RNA from Puntigrus tetrazona (Sumatra barb), 2171 nucleotides. RefSeq names its product solute carrier family 35 member 2 (gene slc35a2). Lineage: Eukaryota; Metazoa; Chordata; Actinopteri; Cypriniformes; Cyprinidae. The record is from RefSeq and is a predicted model, not a curated record. Gene Ontology annotation, cellular component: Golgi membrane. Gene Ontology annotation, biological process: pyrimidine nucleotide-sugar transmembrane transport. Gene Ontology annotation, molecular function: UDP-galactose transmembrane transporter activity. The transcript has 5 exons. The coding region runs from base 191 to 1333 and encodes 380 amino acids.
GUAACAGGAAGUUCUUGUGUGUUUGGGGACGUCAACACUUUCCCUCGAGCGGCUCUGAUCGUUUUCCACCUCGUUCGCCGCAUUUGCGAGCUGUUUCAUGGGGCAGAGGUGGGGAAGUUGUCAUUGAGCUCUGUAGUCGUUACGGAUCGAGCGUAGUUCGUGGACAGAUUGGGGUUCAUGUUUAUUGGUGAUGAUGAUGGCAGCAGCGGGCAAUGAGAGUCCUAACAGAAGCACUGAAGAUAAAACCUCCACCCGAAGACAGAAUGAAGUCAAUAGGAAGUUGAAGUACAUCAGUUUGGCCAUCCUGGUGGUCCAGAAUGCAUCGCUCAUCCUCAGCAUCCGAUACGUGCGGACGUUGCCGGGGGAUCAUUUCUACACCACAUCAGCCGUGGUUAUGGCAGAAGUUCUUAAAGUCUUCACCUGUCUCGUCAUCACCCUGAUACAGAAAAGAGGUAACGUGAAAUCGUUCGUAUCGUUGUUGUAUGACUCUAUAGUCGUACAGUAUUUGGACACGCUGAAGUUAGCGGUUCCGUCGCUCAUCUACACCUUACAGAACAACCUGCAAUAUGUGGCAAUUUCUAAUUUACCAGCAGCCACUUUUCAGGUCACAUAUCAGCUGAAGAUCUUGACCACGGCGUUAUUUUCCGUGCUCAUGCUGCGCAAGAGUCUGUCUAAAAUGCAGUGGAUCUCAUUAGUGCUGCUGUUCUCCGGCGUGGCAAUCGUCCAGGUGGAGCAGGAGGGCGGGAAACAGAAGGAGGCCGUGACCAGCACCAACCAGAACUACUUCAAGGGCCUGGUGUCUGUGAUAAUCUCCUGCUUGUCCUCCGGGUUUGCUGGAGUUUACUUUGAAAAAAUCUUGAAGGGCAGCUCGGCCUCGGUGUGGAUGAGAAACAUCCAGCUCGGGAUCUUCGGGACAGUGUUGGGUCUCCUCGGCAUGUGGUGGAACGACGGCGCUGCCAUCGCCGAGAAAGGCUUCCUCUUCGGCUACACGCCCAUGGUGUGGGGCGUCAUCUUCAACCAGGCCUUCGGCGGCCUCCUGGUAGCUGUUGUGGUAAAAUACGCAGACAACAUUCUCAAAGGUUUCGCCACCUCUUUUUCCAUCAUCGUGUCCACGAUCACGUCCGUCUACCUCUUCGGCUUCCACGUGGACCUGGUCUUCACACUGGGCGCAGGAUUGGUCAUAGGAGCUGUCUAUAUGUACAGUCUCCCCAAACCAAACUCCAGCACUUCCAGCACCAGCACAUCUUCAUCUAGUCACAGCAAAGGAGGAGACUCGGAGCUGGAAGCUUUCCUCCCAAAUCCCAAGGCUCCAGGAAAGAAGAAAGGAAAUUGAAGAAACAUGAUAAAUGAGAAAAUAUGAUGAGAACACAUUAUGCCUGCAGGUCCUACACUCCUGCCCUAUUUCCAAAGGAAAAGAUGAGGGUUAUAUUUCAAGUGCCUUAUUAUGCUCACAAUAUUAAACUCCGUUAUGAAUGAUGGUACUUCUAAACUAAACUGUGCUGACUUACUUUAUGGAACCUCAUAUUUAUGCUGAUACCUCACUAUUGUGAUGCAUUUGAUUUUGUGACUGACUGAAGUUAUGCUAAUGUGAACAUUAUGUUUUGUACGCUGGAACUGGCAAAAUGAAUGAAAAUCCUCAUGUAUGGAAUUCAAAAGGGUGCUGCCUUGUGAAAUAAUCGUAUAGUAUAGUACUUUUGUACGUUUGUUUUUUACUAAAUAUGUUUUUCUAUAUUGUGUAUUCAUUAAUGCUUCAAUAGUGCCUUGUGCUUUUUGUAGUGCCUUUUGCAUUUCAGUUGUUUUAUGUGCUUUACACAUACACUUUUAAAGAUCAUAUUUUCUCCAAAGUUCACUUUUUUAUGUUAUACUUGUCAAUAAAGAGUCCACUUCUUUAGAUUGCAACAGAAUUUCUGCCCUAAACACAUUGUGUAUGCAUAGUCGGAGUGGUCUUUUUGGAUGAGUUUGAUUUUAAUAUAGCUAUAUUUUUACUGCUUAGCAGUGAAAUGUGAAAAGCAGUGGGCUCUUGAACAUAUUAUUGCCUUAUUGUGUCACUAUUCAAGGGAGCAGAUCUAAAACUAAACUAAACGUUUAAUCAUAUCAAGUCAUGAAUAAUAUGGUUGCAUUCAUGUAUGGAAUAAACAUUGUUUUGAAUGUGAUUGGCCUAGUUUAUGUUA